Messenger RNA from Papilio polytes (common Mormon), 1174 nucleotides. It is a transcript of the gene Hr51, whose product is annotated as photoreceptor-specific nuclear receptor. The record is from RefSeq and is a predicted model, not a curated record. The coding region runs from base 29 to 1174 and encodes 381 amino acids. Lineage: Eukaryota; Metazoa; Arthropoda; Insecta; Lepidoptera; Papilionidae. Gene Ontology annotation, biological process: cell differentiation; anatomical structure development; positive regulation of transcription by RNA polymerase II. Gene Ontology annotation, molecular function: RNA polymerase II cis-regulatory region sequence-specific DNA binding; nuclear receptor activity; zinc ion binding. The transcript is spliced from 12 exons.
GUUGUAAGUGAGGACUGUAUUAAAAAAAAUGGAAGUGGCACAAACUCCUCUACAAUUAACUCAGGACCAUCAAGAUGGGAGAAUUGCGGUAGAAGACAACUCACUGCGCUGGUCGCCACCAACGUCUGCGCUGGUUGCAGCCGCUUUAGCGCCGCCCGCACUGCGACCCUGGCUACCAGAUCCACCGCACAAGAAGGCCAACCACUUGGGUUUGGUGUGCGUGGUGUGCGGUGACACCAGCUCCGGCAAACACUACGGUAUCCUCGCGUGCAACGGCUGUAGUGGAUUUUUCAAAAGAUCCGUCAGAAGAAAACUUAUAUACAGAUGUCAGGCGGGCACGGGGCGGUGCGUAGUGGACAAAGCGCACAGAAAUCAAUGCCAGGCGUGUCGUCUCAAGAAGUGUCUCGCUAUGGGAAUGAACAAAGAUGCUGUACAGAACGAGCGACAGCCUCGUAAUACUGCCACCAUACGACCUGAAGCACUCAGAGAUAUGGACCAGGAGCGUGCACUACGAGAGGCAGCCGUCGCUGUUGGUGUUUUUGGUCCGCCGGUGUCGCUAGCCAUGGCGCUGUCUCCGGCGCGCUACCCGCUGCUGUCGCCGCACUACCCGCCGCUGCCCGCGCCGCCGCCGGACUCCUCGCGCGAUAUCGAACAUCACACCGAUAGUGACGAUGACAGUAUCGACGUUACUAAUGAAGAAGAUUCCACAUCUUAUUCUCCGCCUGCGAUAACUAACUAUCCACAGAACUGUCCACCGUACAGACCAUUGGGUGUGGAGAGUUCAGCGGAGACGGCGGCGCGGCUUCUCUUCAUGGCGGUCAAAUGGGCGAAAAAUUUACCUUCUUUCGCCAGUUUGGCUUUCAGAGAUCAAGUGAUCCUGCUGGAGGAGGCGUGGUCGGAGCUGUUCCUGCUGAACGCCAUCCAGUGGAGCUUGCCGCUGGACGCCGCGGGCUCCGCGCUCUUCGGCAGCGAACAGACAGACCAGGGCGGCGGCUGCUCGGAGACGCGGCGGCGGCUGCGCGAGGUGGCGGCGCGCUACCGCGCGGUGCAGGUGGACCCCGCCGAGUUCGCCUGCAUGAAGGCCAUCGUGCUCUUCAAGUCCGAGACGCGCGGGCUGAAGGAGCCGCUGCAGAUAGAGAACCUGCAGGACCAGGCGCAGGAGGCCAGUCUUUAA